Meloidogyne enterolobii is the source of this 345-nucleotide messenger RNA. The record is from the annotation of a GenBank genome assembly. Lineage: Eukaryota; Metazoa; Nematoda; Chromadorea; Rhabditida; Meloidogynidae.
UGUGGACAUUUUAGUAGGCAUUUUGUCGUUUGUAUCUCCCCUUUUGUAUAUUUCUCCCUUAUGGGCAUUUUACUACGUGGGCGUUUUGUCGCCUAUUUGGUUAGUGGGCGUUUUGUCGUUCGCUUUUUCUUCCCUUUUGUAUUCUUCCGCAUGGACAUUUUGCAGUGUAGGCGUUUUGUCGUCGGCUUUUUCCCCUUUACUGUUUGCCUGUCUGUCAUCUUCCCUUUUUUACUCUCGCGCUUUUCAAACGUAAAAUAUUAUAAAAUUUACUUCUUUUAUUUACUCUUUUCUCUCUAUACGUUUGUGUGUACGCGUUUUAUUGCUUUUAUAUGUACCAGUCGUUAA